AUGGCAGAGUCAGCAUCCCAUGCGCUUAAGCAAAGUAUCGACAGUGACAGUAUCACCGUUGCCAACUGGAAAGGCGAUCGUUUCGUCAAAUUUGAUCCCUUUCGCCAAUUGCUUACACAGUCUACUCUAAGGGAUAUUUUCCAGGAACGUGGUGUAGAAGUCUAUCACAUAGACGAGGCUAUUCGUGCCGUCACUUCCGGUGGACAUCGAGUCUUUGGCAUCUUGAACCGCCUGGGUCAAGAGCACGCGAUACUGGAAGUACGAAAACACACUGACAGCUACCUGGGCAAGUCCCUAGACGCGAGUCUCCCCUAUGCGACAGAAUCCGAGGUUGAAAAAAUGCUACCAGACCGAGACUUUUACCCACAAUUCUACAGAAACUUCUUUGAUGCUCAAUGGGCUUUUUCUUCACCUGUUUUUCACUACGGACUCUCACAUCGCAAGCUUCACGACAAGACUGUACUGCCCUUCACUGCUCUCAAAGAGCUUACCGAAAAUAAGGGCGCAACAGCCACGGUGUCUCGCGCAGAGAUAUGCGCAUCGCAUCACACCUUUAAGGAGUCAAGGGACAAAACAGUUUCUGUAGUUAUCAAGACAAUCAACUUCGGCAACGCUGACGACGAUGACUUCAGACAUGAACAACACAUCUUGUCACUCCUUCGCGCUUUGCGUCAUCCAAGCAUAAUUGAGUUCUUCGCAGCAUAUUCUCUUGGGAAUUGCUCGACGUUCAUAUUCGCCCCGGCAGAGAGCGACUUACACGAUUGGAUGCGGAAAGGGGUUGAAUGUGUCUGGUCCGUAUCCGAGAUACUGGACGGUCUACGCGGUCUUUGUUCAGCCCUCUGCCAUAUGCAUAACUACUUCCUGGGAUCCGAAGAUGUGCAGAAGAUUGGUUGUCAUUACGAUAUUCAUCCUCGAAACAUCCUAGUCAAGAACCAUUCGAUGAUACUAUCUGAUUUCGGACUUUCCAGGUUGAAGACGCUCGAUCAAGGCUCGAGAUCGGGAUUCGUAGGCGGUGUACUUGACUACUACGCUCCAGAAUGUCAAGACUGGGCGCGUAGUUUCAAAAAAGGUCAAAUUGGAAGACCGAGUGACAUUUGGUCGCUAGGCUGUAUCAUGGCUGAGAUUGUUACCUUCAUGGUGCAAGGCUCUGCAGGUCUUGAAGCUUUCGACAAACAGAGAACAUACGGACCAUUCAGCACUUUUCAUGCAACAGGUGCUGAGCAUGAUAAAGUAACCCAGUGGAUACGCGAUCUAGCUCAAAAGACAUCCUCGGGUCAAGUGCGGGAACUUGCGAGUUUGAUAGAAACGAUGCUUUACAUUGAUCAGCAACGCAGACCAGCAGCUUGGGACGUGCUAAGUCGAGUCACCUACCUCUUCCAUCAGACCACAUACGAUACCGUGUUGGGCCGUUUCGAGAAGCUCACGCAAAACACGGGUUACAACUUCGAAAUCGAGUUUGAAAGAUUCAAGAUAUGGUCAGAGCAUGUCGGACUUGCACAAGGCAAUCAAGAUAGCUCAUGCGCCCCCGACGUCUAUCUUCGUAGGGACCACGAUAUCUUGGAGAGUGUGACCGAUCAGUUGAAGAGCAUUCUCAGCAUUCUCAGUAAAGAAGUGGAAUCGAGCGAUCAAACUAGAGACGACACUGGGAACAGAAUACUCUACACCGAGCUUCGAAUUCCUAUUGAUAAGUUGUGGUACCUUGAGGAGUCGAGCUCACAACACAUCAUGGCACGCAAAUUAGAGAGCAUCAUCCUUGGUCGAAGCCCAGAAGCGGCACUGAAUGCAAAUGGUAUCGAUAGGUUUGCUAGGCCACAGCUGCUACUGGUCAUACAACAAGCACUCAAAACCAUCGACGAAAUCCAGCAAGUAUCGCCGAGCAGCCUGCUUGUAGAACAUACCAGAAUUACUCAAUUCGAGGAGUGCGAAGAGUAUUCGCUGGGACAAUUCACAACCACAGACGGAGAUCAACAUCCCAGCAUCACAGAGCUAUAUUACUAUGAUGAUGCAUGGAUAGAUCGCGCCCAUGAGCUCGUGACGCGUGUUCAGAACCUGGUCCUUCUGUUGGGUCGAGACGAUAUAGUCUCCAACUUCCCAGUCCUCCGUGCUCUUGCGUUCUACCAUAUCCCAGAGAGACAGGCGUAUGGCCUGAUAUUCGAGAUGCCAACGAGUAUCGAUAUCCGUGGGACCAGGCAAGCCCCCCAAACCUUGGUACAGGUCAUUAAGAGGGCAUCUCGUCGUGCGGAAAGACCAUCACUUGAUGAUGUGUAUGCUCUCGCCUACAGGAUCUCAAAUACGAUACUUUCGUUUCAUAAAGCGCGAUGGCUACACAAAAGCAUCUCGGCUUACAAAGUCAUCGUGUUUCCACAGAACGAGACAGCUACUCCAGAGUGUCUUCCUUCCGCUCGUCUCCUCGGAUUCCAGUACAGCCGUGCAACUGAUGACAGCUUCACCGUCGGACCACCAAAAGCUAAGAAGGCGGCAAGAUACAGACAUCCCCAAUAUCACGAGGGAAUCUCCAGGUUCGAAGAAAGGUUUGACUACUAUAGUUUAGGAAUCGUGUUGCUAGAACUAGGAAGAUGGAAAACCCUAGAUAGCAUGCUCAAGAACAUGUCAAACAUGGACAAGAACACGUCACCACUGGAGAUCAAGCAGUAUCUUUUGCAAGAAGUGGUACCCGAUCUCAGGUCCCAUAUGGGUGUGGGCUACCAUCACGCAGUUCGGGUCUGUUUGGAAGGGUUCGAUACGCAACGAGGACUCUUUGAUCGGCUGGAAGUGUGGAAAACCUUUGAGAAGGAAGUGCUGAGCCACCUUGCAACAGGCUUGGUAAUACCGAUGUAG
This is a messenger RNA of Alternaria postmessia, 2838 nucleotides long. RefSeq lists its product as uncharacterized. Bases 1 to 2838 code for a protein of 945 amino acids. The record is from RefSeq and is a predicted model, not a curated record. Gene Ontology annotation, molecular function: protein kinase activity; ATP binding. Gene Ontology annotation, biological process: protein phosphorylation. Lineage: Eukaryota; Fungi; Ascomycota; Dothideomycetes; Pleosporales; Pleosporaceae. The transcript is spliced from 2 exons.